This is a messenger RNA of Sinocyclocheilus grahami, 2065 nucleotides long. RefSeq names its product RNA-binding protein MEX3B-like. The record is from RefSeq and is a predicted model, not a curated record. Lineage: Eukaryota; Metazoa; Chordata; Actinopteri; Cypriniformes; Cyprinidae. Gene Ontology annotation, molecular function: RNA binding. The transcript is spliced from 2 exons. The coding region runs from base 55 to 1653 and encodes 532 amino acids.
CAAUCCCACCCUCCUCCUGUAAGUUUUCCCUCUUUGUUUCCAGACCCAUCCAAGAUGCCUAGUUCGCUGUUCGCCGACAUGGAGCGGAGCGGCGGGCAGGGGGACGCCCUGGAUGACCAAAGAGCCCUGCAGAUCGCUCUGGACCAGCUCUCGCUGCUCGGUCUGGAUAACGAUGAAAAUUCCCUGUAUGACAACGAGCCCAGGAAAAAGAGCGUGAACAUGACCGAAUGCGUUCCCGUUCCCAGCUCCGAGCAUGUUGCUGAAAUCGUCGGCAGACAAGGUUGCAAGAUUAAAGCCCUGCGAGCAAAGACCAAUACGUAUAUCAAAACUCCGGUGCGGGGAGAGGAGCCGGUCUUUGUUGUGACCGGCAGGCGAGAGGAUGUAGCCAUGGCUCGGAGGGAGAUCAUCUCAGCGGCGGAGCACUUCUCCAUGAUCCGAGCCUCGCGGAACAAAAACAGCAGCCUGAACGGGAACGCCACGGUGCCCGGGCCGCCCAACCUGCCCGGUCAGACCACCAUUCAGGUGCGGGUGCCCUAUCGCGUGGUGGGACUGGUGGUCGGACCCAAGGGGGCCACCAUCAAGCGCAUCCAGCAGCAGACGCACACCUACAUCGUCACGCCCAGCCGGGACAAAGAGCCCGUGUUUGAGGUGACGGGCAUGCCGGAGAACGUGGACCGGGCCAGGGAGGAGAUCGAAGCACACAUCGCCAUGCGCACGGGCGGCCUGAUCGAGUUCACCGACGAGAACGACUUCCACGCCAACGGCACUGACGUGGGCUUCGACCUGCACGGGAACGCCAGCCUGUGGAGCAAGCCGAGCUCCAGCGCCACGCCCACCUCGGGUCGCAAGCCUUUCUCUAACUACCGCAACGACAGCUCCAGCUCUCUGGGGAGUGCCUCUACCGACUCAUACUUUGGCGGCAACAACAGCAGCUCCCGGCUGGCCGAUUACAGCCCGCCCAGCCCCGCCCUCAGCUACACUGCCUCCAGCAAUGGCAACAACAACAACAACAACAACAACAACAUCAACAUGAAUGCCAACGCCAAUGGAUUUGUCUACGGCGGCGAGGUGAUCUCGCCCGAUUGCACUGAUCUGACCUUUGAUCAGUCGCCAGGAUUCGACCCCCCUCCGGCGCCACCGGGCCUGAUGUGGUCGCAGUACGAGCGCGCCGCCAAAGGCACCUCGGUCUCGUCGCCCGUUUUCCCCGCCAGUUCUUCCACGAAUGCCAACGGCCAGCGUAGAGCCAACGGGGUGGGAUGCACCAGCCAGCCCAGGCUGUCCCCGCCACUGCACCAAGCCAACGGCACGGCCGAGCACCCGUUGGCGCGCCGGGUGCGCAGCGACCCGGGCGGAGGCACCCUCAGCUUCCCCGGCUACUCCCCGGCGCUUCCGGGAUCCCAUCACCCUGGCGUUCCCUCCGACUCGUCCAUCUCCUCGUCCUCCUCGUCGUCCUCUUCAUCCUCAUCUGGGACGAGCCGCAAGGGCAGCCGGGACUGCUCGGUGUGCUUCGAGAGCGAGGUGAUCGCGGCCCUGGUGCCCUGCGGCCACAACCUGUUCUGCAUGGAGUGUGCCAACCGCAUCUGCGAGAGGAACGAGCCCAAAUGCCCCGUCUGCAAUGCUGCAGUUACUCAGGCUAUACGUAUAUUUUCCUAAAUGGUGGCCACGCGCCCUCCUUGACUUUCGUGAGAGCCUAAUAACGUGUGUUAUUGUACGUGUAUAUACAUAUGUAUGUAGAGCUGCAGUAUCCAAAAAGGGACAACCAUUUCUGGUGUAAUUGUUCAUAGUGUACUGUAGCUCGGGACAAAUAUUUUCAACAUCUAAUGCAUGUUUUAAAUAUUAAAGCCUAGUAAUCAAUAGUUUUAGUCAACUGUAAACAAGCAAGCGUUAAUGAAGUAAGGACAGGUACCUUAGUCAGUUCGUCGACUGUUAGCAUAAGCGGGCCUUUCGAUUCCGCUGAUCGAAUGUACCUGGAGUUCGGGGAAUCUGGACUGCUUCCUGUCUGACACACAAAGACUUACAGCGAUGGAGAUACUGCAGCUUACACAAUGGAACUCGUUUGAGGGAG